Messenger RNA from Tigriopus californicus, 2250 nucleotides. RefSeq names its product glycine receptor subunit alpha-4-like. Gene Ontology annotation, biological process: regulation of membrane potential; chemical synaptic transmission; signal transduction. The record is from RefSeq and is a predicted model, not a curated record. Lineage: Eukaryota; Metazoa; Arthropoda; Copepoda; Harpacticoida; Harpacticidae. The coding region runs from base 156 to 1892 and encodes 578 amino acids. The transcript has 11 exons. Gene Ontology annotation, molecular function: extracellular ligand-gated monoatomic ion channel activity; neurotransmitter receptor activity; transmembrane signaling receptor activity. Gene Ontology annotation, cellular component: membrane; neuron projection; synapse.
GCAUCGAAUGGUUUGGAAAAGUGUUAGUCGUGAUCAAAUGACGCCCCCUUACUGGCUUUUAAGCCCACUUGCACCAGCAGCAUCCGCUCCAGUGGUCAUGAAGUGAGGACUCCUCUACAAACCGGCCAAAUAAAUCUUGGUGGGACCGUACGAUAAUGAUGACAAUGAACCUAAUUCUUCGAUUAUGCAUUUGGAGCACUUGUGUCGCCCAACUCUUUUCCACCCACAUCAUCUUGAGCACAUCUGACAAGGUCAAACGAGAUGUCAUCUUACCCCAACCUCCAGGAUCCAACGAGGACGUUUUGGAGGAUGACAGUUCCUCGUCGGAAGUUGUAAAUCUCAACUCAACGGGUUCAUCCUCAGCAGAAAUCAAAUCUGAGACAACAUUUGGUCAAGAUAGAUUAUCCGAUCUGAAGAUCAUCGAUCAAUUACUGCGAGCGUAUGACCGACGAGCCACACCCACCAACAAAAUAGGCAGACCAACUGAAGUCGGGUGCGAGUUAUUCAUCCGGAGUUUUGGAUCGAUCAGCGAGAAAACCAUGGAUUACCAAGUGGAUUUAUACCUCCGCCAACACUGGGAGGAUCCCCGACUUAAUCACAAGGCCAUAGCCGAGGCCUUAGAUUUGAACGACCCCAAAUUGGUUCAAGCCAUCUGGAAGCCCGAGGUUUACUUCCCCAAUGCCAAGGAGGGCGAAUUUCAAUACGUGACGGUGCCCAACGUGUUAUUGAGGAUUAAGCCCAAUGGGCAAAUUCUGUACAUGCUCCGACUGAAGAUGAAGUUUUCGUGCAUGAUGGAAUUGAACAAAUACCCCUUGGACGUUCAAGUGUGUACUAUGGAGAUAGCCUCAUUCUCAAAAACCACAAGGGAGCUCUUACUCGCUUGGAACAAGGAGAACCCCGUGGACUUGAGCUCAGAUCUGAAAAUGCCCCAAUUCACGAUGGAACAGGUCGUCACGGACCAUUGUGAGGAAUUGUCCCUCAUAGGAAAUUACAGUUGUCUCGUUGCCAAGUUUCACCUUUCUCGCUCAGUCGGAUUUCAUAUGGUCCAAUCCUACAUUCCGACUAUUCUGAUUGUGGUCAUAUCCUGGGUCUCUUUUUGGAUGGACGUUGAUGCAGUACCUGGUCGGACCACUUUAGGAGUCACCACACUUCUCACCGUCUCCAGCAAAUCAGCGGGACUUAAUGCUGAGACCCCUCAAGUCUCUUAUGUGAAGGCAAUCGAUGUAUGGAUGGGGGCGUGCACAGCCUUCAUAUUUGCCGCUCUCAUUGAGUUUACCGUGGUCAACUACAUGUGGAGGAGACAGAAAUUGGGCUUCACCAUGAAUCAAGCUACAGCUGCAGCUGAAGCAGCCGCAGCUGCCAGUGGCGCCACCGCAGUCUCAUCUGGAGGCCAAUUUGGACAUAAGGGCAUGGCUUUUACCCUCGACAAUUCCGUCUUUGCCGACCCUAAUGAGGACGAAAAUGAUGAAGAUGGUGUGGGCGAGACCCCAAUGCUAGGCGAAGAUAUGGAACUUACUCGGAAUCAACGCGUGAGUCAUUUGACCUCCUCACAUCUGGCCAAAGGCGCUGAAAUAACUUCUGGUCACAAUGGACAAAGUUUUUCGGCUUCAUCUCACCUCAGGGAAGGCACUGAUGGUCGGAUUCCGGAAACUGGAGAGCGUAUGCCGACAAACACGACGACCACGAUGACGAUGAUGAAGAACCCUUCGUCCUCAUAUGGAAUGCCUCGUUUGACGGUAGCAGACCAGAUGAGGCUGUUUCGGUACCAAAAGAACGGCAAGAACUACUUCGCUUCCUGCGGCAUUCGGUUCGAUGAGUCCUGUCGAGUGCUCUUCCCCUCUCUAUUCAUUUGCUUCAACAUAUUCUAUUGGUGGUAUUAUCUCUACUACUAAGGCCCUACAGGACAGAAUAAUAGAAUAGUGAUCUCGCCCCUCCUGAAGAACAUUGUUACAUGGAGUUCGAUGGUUGUGCCGUAGAUUUCAUAGCUCCAGUGUAUUGUAAAACAAGUAGAUCGAGUCAGAUUGCCUAUAAAGCUCCAACCCAUUGAAAAACACAUUAAGCCUAAAGCUUAACACCUUAGGGCAUUGAUUAUUUUUUUGCUAAAUCCGGUUUACUUUCGAUUUAAUGCCCAACAAACAAUUUCAUCCCGAUUAAAGAACGCUUAUUGUGGCUAAAGUCAGUGGCUUGACCCCCACUUUGCUCUAUAUAUAUGUAUAUGUAAUAAAGCCGUAGUUAUCAUGAAAUACCUUA